AUGAUUGUCAAUGAGGAAAACAUUGAGAAGGUUGUAGAACUGAAGAGAAAAAUUGAGUCGGUUUUGGCAAAAGUUGGCCAUAGAUUGGAACUCAUAGAAAAAUUUAAGAACCAAAAGUCCGUUAUUGAAAAUCUAACUCUUGGAAAUAUCGCACAUAUCAGUUUAAGAUACUCGAGCACUACCAGAGCUCCUCCUGAAUAUGAUGAUCUUACAGGUAAGGACCUUUCUAGAAGGCCCAACUACAGAUUUCCCUGUCCAUCCAAUGCACAUAUUCAACUAUCCCAACUUUAUAUUGCCAAACAACUCCCGUGUAUAAGGCCCAGGAUAAAAAUUAUUGAAACAUCUCCAGAUUCAAAAAUGAUUGAAAUCUCGUCUGCUCAAAAAAACGUUAAUAUUAUUUAUCAGAUAAAUGAUUCAAAAGAGCAGGUAUAUUCGGAGCCUAUUUAUGUUGAAGGUUCAGGAAACUAUAUAAUUAAAGCUUUUUCUACUAAGCCAGGAUUCUACAAUAGUGUUGUAAUUGAACAAAGGUUUACCAUUGAAGAACACGAACCAAAGUAUGAGUCAGAAAUUUCUUCAAGUGGUCCACCAAAUCUAAUUCACGAACUCAAUAGUAGUACUUGCUAUGAAGUAAAUAAACAAGUUCCUGUUAACAAUGAAAAACAAAACCAUAAACAUUCGGCACAUUCUCAUUCAAAAUAUAGAGGUUUGCAUUUAAUUAGAAAUCAAACAGACUCCGAACUCGAUGACUCUGACUCUUCUGAGCCAGAGUAG
This is a messenger RNA of Cryptosporidium ubiquitum, 771 nucleotides long. RefSeq lists its product as uncharacterized. The record is from RefSeq and is a predicted model, not a curated record. The transcript is spliced from 2 exons. Lineage: Eukaryota; Apicomplexa; Conoidasida; Eucoccidiorida; Cryptosporidiidae. The coding region runs from base 1 to 771 and encodes 256 amino acids.